Malassezia japonica is the source of this 1413-nucleotide messenger RNA. RefSeq lists its product as uncharacterized. NCBI's taxonomy places the organism in Eukaryota, Fungi, Basidiomycota, Malasseziomycetes, Malasseziales, Malasseziaceae. The transcript has 2 exons. Bases 1 to 1413 code for a protein of 470 amino acids. The record is from RefSeq and is a predicted model, not a curated record.
AUGGCGGCGGUUCGAAUUUCGCAGCCCGAAGCGGACACUUUCGGCACGCCCCGCCUCGUAGAGCACGCCCAUCGUCUCCGAGAACGCCUAGAAGCCGCCGCAUUCCAUGCUGGUCUCUCCAACACUGCACGCGAUCACCGCGUAGCCAACGAGUACACGCUCGGUACACCUCUCCCGCUCGCCGAACCGCACGCGAUCGUGCAGACUGCGCCGCGGACGCCGACCAACAGCCGCAAGCGCAAGGCCGCGUCCGAGACACCGCGCUCGAGCGACCUGUAUGAAGGUCUCUUUGGCGCAGACUUUGCGCUCGAGUCGCCCUCCAGGCAAGGCGCCUCGCCCGUCUUUCGAGUAUCCUCCAUGCCGCCCUCGCCGGUCGCGUCUUCGCCCCGCGCCGCGCCUUCCACGCCCAAGGUGCGCACGCCGGCAAGCGCAGGCGACUGGCUGAACCGUGUCGCGUCGUCCCCGCAGCUCGGCUCGCCGCAGCGCUCGGGCGGUGCGACAAGCGACAUGCACAACCACCCGUCGGCUGCUCUGCUACAACAUGAGCAGCAGGCCGCGCAGUUCCGCAUGCCGUUUAAGCGGCGGCGCAUGCGGACGCAGGGCGACGACACCUUCCACUUCCCGUCGCAUGGGCACCGCAGCCCUGCGGGCCGCCUGCCGAACGGACACAUCGCCUCGUCCCUCGCGCAGAACCUGGGACUCUGCGGCGAGUCGCCGUCACGGCGCAUGUUGGCGCCGUCGACGUCGCGUCACGCGCGCUUUGCGUCUACUUCGUCGAUCCCGGAUCGCCAGUCGCUCGACAGCUACAUUCCGGUCCGGGGCUACGAUCCUCUGCCGCUUGAAGCGCCGCGCUCGCAUCCCCGGCCCAUGCGCAUGCAUCCCGAAAUGGAAGCACGUCCUCUGGCCCCGCCGCGGUUUGUGCACGACGUAAAGCACGGUGCGGAGGGCCAUGAUGUGCCGCAUGCGCGUGCCCACGAGGCCGCACUCACACACGACGGUCGGUCGGUGCGCCAUGGCAAGAUGCCUAGUCCGGAGAAGGCAUGGGCAGCGCGAACGGAUUUGCGCGGACACCGCCGCAGCAUGUCGUACAGCACGCUGGAAACCCCGCUGCCCGUCUCGCACGACCGCAGCGGCAGUAUCACGACGCCUCCAGCCGCAUCGCCUGCGUACCCUGUUACGCCCAAGUCCCUGGGAUCGAGCUUUAGCUAUGGCGAGUCCCUCAACAUGUCACCGACACCCCAGCCGCGCAGCGCGCGGCGUCGGCAGGACACGCAGGCUCUUACAGCCAGUCUCCCUGCCAAGAGCUCGCGCCAUCUGCGCCUCCGUUCUGAUGACUUUGGCGCACGGUCCUCGCGCCCGCUCUGGGCGCAGUCCCCGCGCCCGCCGCCUGCCCCGUCGUUCGUACGUAUGUAG